UUAAAAUGGCGGCAUUCACUACGCACCCCUGCUAAAUGCUCCCCCGGCACCGGGGCCACCUCGCGCAGCGCUGCUUUUGCUUCUGCUGCUAACAGAUGGCAUGUGCCGCUGUCGCUGCCCCCGCCGCUGCCGCUGAGAGCAAGACCCCUUAGCCCCCGGGUUUGCGCUGGCAGCAUAAGGUUUCUGAAAAGUGCCUUUUCUGAAAACUGCUGCUUGGAUUCCACUCUUGAGCUGUCUCUUUAUAAACCUUACCCAACCCCCAAAUCUGGUGCGCUUGUAAUUCAGUCUCAGCAACUUGUCCAUUCUUUUUUUCCUUUGAUUCCCAGUUUUCAUAGUCAUUUUCCCUCCUCCUAUUUAGCAGUAAUUUUUUUUACACUUGUAACAUCCUUACCAAUCUUAAUCCUUAAAUCCAAGAAAUAGGGAGAAGGACAUUUCUUCCCUUGAUCUGAGACCAUUCCAUAAAUUGAAGGGUAACCAGCAGCAUAUGCUUUUUGCAAGAAUAAUUGAAAACAUCAACUGGGGAGUACAGAAUUCUUUUGAAAGCCUGCCAGUUAUUUGAAGUAACUUCAGCAAAGGAAAAAAUUAAACAAGCAAUAUCUUAACCUUUCUGGUUGCCUUGUUAGGAGUUGGUCUCUAAUUUAAUUUUCAGUUAUUUUGAUACAGUUUUUGGUUUGUGAUUGGCUUUUUGUUUGACAAGACCAAAUUUUGGCUAAAACAAAAACCUAAGUGCUAACAAAGAAGCGUUUCACCAAAGCAACCUUACCGCUUCACAUAUAGCUUGAAUUCACUCUUACCUUUUAACAGUAGUGAAACUGUCCUAGAGAGGGUGCACUUGAUUCUAACUUUGCUUUCAAUAUGACGGCUGUCAAUGUCACCCUGGUUCGUGACACCAAGUGGCUGACUUUAGAAGUCUGCAGAGAAUUUCAGAGAGGAACCUGCUCUCGAGCUGAUGCAGAUUGCAAGUUUGCCCAUCCGCCAAGAGUCUGCCACGUGGAAAAUGGCCGUGUGGUGGCGUGUUUUGAUUCUUUAAAGGGCCGGUGUGCUAGAGAGAACUGCAAGUACCUUCACCCUCCUCCACACUUAAAAACACAGCUGGAAAUUAAUGGGCGGAACAAUCUGAUUCAACAAAAGACUGCCGCAGCCAUGUUCGCCCAGCAAAUGCAGUUUAUGCUCCAAAAUGCUCAAAUGUCAUCCCUUACUUCUUUUCCUAUGAAUCCGUCACUUGCAGCUAAUCCUGCCAUGGCUUUCAAUCCCUACUUACCUCAUCCUGGGAUGGGCCUGGUUCCUGCUGAACUUUUACCAAAUGGACCGGUUCUGAUUUCUGGAAACCCACCUCUUGCAUUGCCAGGAGCUCCUGGUCCCAAGAUGAUGCGUUCGGAUAAACUGGAGGUUUGCCGAGAAUUCCAGCGUGGAAACUGUACCCGUGGUGAAAAUGAUUGUCGCUAUGCUCACCCUACGGAUGUUUCUAUGAUUGAGGCAAGUGAUAAUACUGUGACGAUCUGCAUGGAUUACAUCAAAGGGCGAUGCUCCCGGGAGAAAUGCAAGUACUUUCAUCCUCCUGCCCAUUUGCAAGCCAAACUCAGGGCAGCUCAUCACCAGAUGAACCACUCAGCUGCCACCACAAUGGCCCUGCAGCCUGGUACGCUUCAACUGAUACCAAAGAGAUCAGCACUUGAAAAGACCAAUGGUGCCACCCCGGUCUUUAACCCCAAUGUUUUCCACUGCCAGCAGGCUCUGGCUAACCUGCAGCUCCCACAGCCGGCAUUUAUCCCUACAGGGCCAAUACUGUGCAUGGCACCCGCUUCAAGUGUUGUGCCCAUGAUGCACGGCGCAACUCCUACCACUGUGUCUGCAGCAACACCACCUGCUACCAGCGUUCCCUUCGCUGCAACAGCUACAGGCAAUCAGAUAACCCCAUUAUCAAUAGAUGAACUGAAUAGCAGCAUGUUUGUUUCACAGAUGUAGAAGUUACCAGUAGAACAUUGAAAUUCUGAACAACAGAGUUACGGAGUAUCAAGAUCUCUCUGUGAGAACCUCCAUAUGGCCUUUCUAUAUAUAUUCUCAUAGGUCCUCUUCUACCAACGCAACAAUAAGUAUGGUGCGGUCAAUAUAUUAAACAAAGUGCACAUAUCAACACAUUCAAAGAAAAACAGUGAAGCGUUAACCAGUCAACAGAGGUGUUAAAACAUGAAUAGAAAAUUAAUAACUACCACUUAUCUAAUUUGAAUUAGUAGGUAGAACACGACCAUAAAGUUUUGUAGUUUGUUGCAUUAUUCUUUGUGAUUUUCCAAUAACCGUUAUGCUGAGUGAAUCUCCACUGUGCAUUCUUGGUGGGUAAAUGUUUGUCUGUUUUGAAGUGUUACCUUACUGUUUUGUUUACACAAUAGUCUGUUGGGUUGAUUUAGAAUGUAACAAAUGUAUCCAGUACCAUUUUCCCCACUAUUGUAUCUAUUGUGGUGUGGUGUGGUGUGUUAGAUUUUUACAUACUAUAGUGUUUUCCUCUAGAUGUGUGGUGUUAGAUUUCAAGUAAAAUAUUAUUAAUGGGAAACAGAAAUAUCUGUGUUUGAAAAACAUGACAGAUUAAUGUUAAUAUGCUUUCUCCCUCUUUAGAAAAUUUCUGUAGGUUUCUUAUGGCAGACAUUCAAAAGACCUCACUUUUGAGUGUGCACAAAACCUGUUCAUAAAUAUGCAUCUAAUACCUGCAGAUCUGACCUUGCAUAAUACAAUCACGUGCCUAGGUUUUUUGGGGGAGAGAGAAAUAAAUACUCACCAAAAAAACCCCAGAGAACUUCUUAAAAUAUGAAGCUCUAGUCUCACUCCUUAAAAAGCUUGCAAAAUUGCAAUUUACCCUUAAAUGAAUUUCUCAGCAUUUAUGUAAAACGCCCAUUACAUUUUUCUGUGGUUCAAGGAUCCUAUCUCCUAGGUUGAGUGUCUAAAGCUGAGCCACUUGUCAACUUUAGCUGAAAAUUGGUACUUGGAGGCUUAAAGGUAUGCUAAUUGUAGGUUCUAAAUUAAACAGGGAGGUGGAGGCAUGAAGGUAGUUUUCAUGUUUUGGAGGAAAAUGUGUGAAAACCAUUGCAAUGCAACCUUUUUCACAAGUGCCAUUCUGUGAAUGAAAAUGGCUAGUGCUCUUUAGACUACUCUUUGAAUAAUAAGACGCAAUCUUGCAAAAGUCAGGGUGAAAGAGAAUUGGUUCCAAGUGAGGCCUUUCCUCCCCAAAUGGACAGUCUUCUCCACUGAUCACAGUUGGAGCAGAAGUAUAUAGGUUUGGAGAAAUGGUGGGAGUGGGGAGAGGGGGUAGGAAGGCAUGUAAAAGUAUUUUUUGAUUUACUUAAAAUUUCUAGGAAGGCUGUCCACAGUUGUCUUUAGCUUCAGUUCAACCAAAUUUCCAGUUCCGUUGAACACUUCGUGAAGGAGCGAGCGCCUGUGUCAAGUGUUGCCCUUCCCAGACUUUAUUAACAACAGAGUCAUAGCAUAACCAAACCAUUUUUUGUCUCUUCAUUUAGAUUUGUUUUAUAUGUAUUUGAAAAUGAUAAUAGAGAGGUUUUCAUUAAAGUUACUAUUGUUAGUGCUGAACCAUAUGAUAUUUCACAUCAACUUAGAUUUAAUAUUUUCUACUAUAUAUUCUCUUGCUAGAAAGCAUACAGUCAUCAAAUUUAAUAUGUAUAGCAGGUUUGUUUCCCUUCACGAAAAUAACAAGCAAAGAGAAAAUCAGAUUUAGGAUACCUUAAGCUGGCUAGCAGUGUUUAAUCACAGAACAGUGGAGUUGGCACAACCUUUUGACAAUUGAUGAAACUGAGGCCCGGGACAUGUGACCUGCCCACAGCUACCUAAUCCAUUCUGUAAUCGGUGGCAGUCAGACCCAGAAAAAUCUCCCAACUUUCAUUACUUCCUCUGUUUCGCAUUGUCUGUGUUUCAGAACAUUUGAGACUCCAUUCCAAAGCAGAUCCACUUCGCUUAGCAAAAAAUUAGCUGUUUGGUAGUUGGUAUCCUGUUGUUCUUAAUGAUCAAUCCUAUAUCAUGAUCAUCAGUAAUUUCUAAAUGGUCUUGGCUUGCAUCAAGACAUUGUCAUCUGUUAACAGUAUUGCCUGGAGUGAGAGAACAAGAAGUGUCCUGACUUUGACCUGUUGAUUCCUUGAACCACUUAAUUUCUGUUUCCCAAAAUCUUAAUGUUGUUAGAGAAGAAAGUAGAAUAUGCCUUUGUGAAAUUGCUUGUGUAUAGAACUGAGUUUUGUCUAACCUGUGCCAAUGCCUCUCCAGAAGGGCAGAGCUAAUCACACAAAUCCAGGAAGGAUGCACCUGAGCUAGUUUGGUGUCUUCCUUUAAGGUGAUAGAGAUGUCUUCAGUGCAAAAUGAACUCUUUUGCAUAGCUAGAUGUUUUCAUACAACGUACUGUCUCAUUUAACCUUUUAACCUUCUAAUGAAGAUGUUACAUAGACAAUAAGCCCAGAGUAGUACGGUGGUUUUUGUGAUGCUCUGAGUACUGGAAGACAGCAGUAAUGACUUAUUUUUUAGUAAGAGGUUUAGUGAAGGAUAUUCAGGGUAGUUGUAGUUUCAGUGCCACAAUAUUUGAUAUUGCUGGCAUUUUAACAGUUACUUUGUUAAGUGAAUUUAAAGAAAGAAAAUUCAAAGCACUAACGUUUCGAUCAGAUGCAAAAGAACGUCAACAAAAAUGCAAUUUUAAGAUAGCACUCUUUAAACGAGUUGUGCAAUGAAUGACUUACUCAAAUUCUCUUUAUUCAAGAAAAGAAAAGAAGAAAGGAGAGUCAUUAGACUAUAAAUUUCCAGUUAAAAAGCCAAGUCACAAACUAAUCAGUGACUCUAAACAACAAUUUACUGGAUGAAGUGUAUAUAUAAAAUUCUAACCACUUGUGAUUCUUAGUUAACAUUUUAUAAGCUUUGUAUUUUACAAGGACUUCUAUUCUUAUUUAUCCAAAAUUAUUGUUUUUGUCCAUUUCUUUCAGCCUUUUGCAAAAAUAGGCAAGAGUCCUGAAACUUGGAUAAAACAGGUCAGGUAUACAGAGAAAAUAAUCUAAAAGUAUCUGUUAAGAGGGUUUUAGUAGUAUCAAAAUUUUUUUUGUUAAAAAGGUACUAUGUGAACAGAAGUAUAUUUUAAAAGAGGGAUUAAGAUGAAAUUAAAACCAAAUGGAUUCAUAAAAUUGCUAUUUGAAUACAGUAUUUACUUUUGCAAUCGGAGCAUGAUUCUGUAGCCAGUUAUUGCAUUUCAUCUCACUUGUCUAGACCAGAGUCUAAUUUGUAGUUCAUUCUCAUGUGAAAAGCCAUCUUCUCCCUCCUCCAUCAACCUUCACCAUCCGUUUUUGAACAUACGAAAGCACUUUGAUCUUGCCGUUAAGUGUUGUCCUACACCGUUAGGCUGUGUUCACUAAAGUUCUGACUUAUUUUAGUCUGUAGGGUAGGAUGUAAUGCACAGAAUGAUUAGAAACUAGAAUCUUCUUUCUUUUUGCCUUCUCCAUUUCUACACACAUUGAAAUAGAAGAGGAGAAAUACAAUUUCCCAGUUCUGUUGAAUAGAUGUAGGAUGAUAGUGGCCUCAUUUUUAAUUUCACCAGUGCCUGUCAAAGGCACCAGAAUGAAUAGUAUCUAAAAGAGUAUCACAACUUUUUUGCAAACUUAGUUGAUAGCAUCAUCAAACUGUAGAUAAUAAUUACGAAUAUAGGUUUGGAGCACCAAGUCACUAAUUGGUGCCAUGUCCUUUGUUUUUCUCUUUAGUUUUUAAGGUUUUUAUUUUACUACAUUUUUAUAUUUCUAAGUAACUAAUUCAGGAGAGUUAGAGAAAAGUUUUAAGAUUUUACUACAUGUACUCAACCCACCUAGAUAGGUUCUAAACUGACACCGGCGUAUAACAAGAUAUAGAUUAUAGUCCGUGUAACUAUUCUUUACACUUCACAGUUUAAGAACAAACUUAACUUUAUAUAUGAAUAAUAAUUUUUAACUAAUUAUAUUUAGUCGUUGCUUUAGCAACAAAACUACAACAUGGCUACCUUUAGACACAUUGUUUUUGUUUAUCGUUUUGGUUUUUUUUUUUUUUGCUGUUAAUUUUACUUGUAAACUAUACAUGGUUUUUGACAGUAUGACCAUAUAGAAGAUACAGCUCAAAACUCAGAGAAUAGAUAUGGCUGAAUUUUUCUUUAAGCCCAAAUCGCCAGGUGAAAGCUGAAUUUGUGUCCUUAUGUGACUUUUUGAUCAAAAAGUUUACAACACAUGGAUUCUAGAGUCAGGCUUUAUAGCUUAAUGGAAUUUGUUGUGUGGAUAGGGUUGUUCCACAGUAUUUAGACUUCAAAACAUGAUCGUUGCCUUUAUAACCUAUUCCCUGACCUUUUUUCAUAACAUUUUUUAUUCCAAAUUACUCUAUGCACAAGGCAUAGCUAUCACUACAAAAAAUUGUCUCUUCUGGAAUCAUAUACCACCAAUACAUCCAAAUGAGGAUUAAAGAAUGAUAGAAGUGUAUUUUAGAAUUAAUUUCCAUUUGUAAAACCAUGCAGAAAGAUACUGUGGAAUGACCCCUUGACAGUGUUUGAGAGACAUAUGCUGCAGUUCAUUGAUGGUCUCAGUUAGGGUGCGACAGUGUGAGACACACCUUUUUUGCACUUAUGUACAUAGUCCAUGAAUGCUAUGCUUGGAGCUUUUUUUUUUUAAUAUAAGAGAUCUGUGAUAAUAGCGGAAAUGUUAGGAAGAUAGAGUUGUUCCUAAAGCCUUGAGAAGGAGGGGAGUUUUGCUAGAAGACUUAAUUAACUAAAGCAUGGUGUCGCUUUGCUGUUGGGGAGGCUUUCUGGUUUGCUACGGUUCACCAAAAGAGAAGACUGGUAACAGGUAACAGGUCACCUUCAGCUCACCAAAGAGCAAAGGUCCUUCAUCUUUUAGCAAGACCAGUAGCAAAGAUUGUUUGCCUUUUAGAUUCAUCUCCAUUGUAAACACACACACAUGCACACACCAGGCAGGUUUCUGGCAAAGGUUUUGUUUUUUUCAAAGGUUGCAAGCAGUGAGAUGCCCUGUAAGUUGACAGAAAAUGACCAAUUGAGAUGUAUCAGUUACAUCAACUAAUAUCCACUUAAGUGACAAUCAAAGAAUUAACAUUCACCACUACUUCCCCUUUAAAAUUCAGAUCCCAAAACCCAUUGGCAACCAUUGAGAGACUGAAUUUUACAGUUAAGUAUGGCCAGCAUGAGGCAUUUUGUUGCCUCCAACAAAAGAAAAAAAGUGCUUCUGGCACUUUAUAAAUGGCUUUAUUUACCUUAUACCUAUUGAAUGGAAACUGUUUUUGACUUGCCCCUACCAGAUUAGAAAGUGCUUUACUCUGCCACUACAGCCUCCCACUGUUUUAACUCAACAGGAGAGAACCAGCCCAAAUCUCACAUAUGUAGGAGCUGGAAAAGAAUGUUUCAAUCAGACCAUCUCUGUGGAUUCUAGCUCCCUGAUCAUCUACCAUUCACCAUUUAACUUUUUGUUGCCUCUGGGCAAUGAGGUUAGAAAGGUGUAAGGAUAGGUCACCACUGGUAAAUUGAGUCCUUCACAUCCUGGGGGCGUGUCGCCCUUGCCUUGGAGAAGGAACCCAUCUUGGGAUCAGGGGAGUUGGUAUUAGUAUCACUAUCCAUUUUGAUGGUCUCACAGAGACGGAAAAAUAAGCCAGAGCCAGAAAGUAAUCCAAGCCUUACAGUUGUCCAAUAGCUCAGGGCCAGUUGAUUGGAAAUUUCUCUUCCCUGCCUACCCCGCCUUCAGCCCUCAAUCAGAGUCAGCUGCACAACUAACAGCCUGACCAUCUGACCAGCAUUUCCACCAGUACAAAAUGUCAGCAUUCAUGCAUUCUGUAGUUAGGAACUCCAAUUUCAACCUCAUCACCAAUGUAUUUGCCCAGCUUACCCCAUGUCCUUGUGUUGGUAUUUCCCUGUGAAUCUAUGAGCCACAAGAAUAUAUUUUCAUAAGGACAAGAGAAGUAUAAAAUUUUAAGUGAAGAAGAAUCGCCUAUAAAAUAGUAAAAAUGAACUUAGAAGCAUCACAGAAGAUAACCAAUUAGCUGAUGGCAUGUUGUACAUGCUGACAGCCACUGGGUCACCCUCUUUGGAGCUUAAACACAGUGGCUGUGUUUCAGUGAGUCAAAUUAGAGAAUGAAGCAUAACAAAACAUGAAUGACUUGAGGCCAAAAAGGGACCUCUUUAAACCCGGGAAAGGGCUUGGUUUGACUAAUUCAUACACUUUCCAGCUCCUCUACUUGAUCUUGCCUAGAAAAUAAUCACCCAUUCAUACUCCAAAGCAGGAUGAUGCCAGAGAAAUUUUAUCUUUAGACAGGACCUAUCCUCAAUUAUAGCAUCCUGAAAAGGAAAGAAAUGUAUCACUGUGGACUACAUCACAACUAUUUGAAGGUAUUGCAGAAAUUCUCACUAGUCACCUUCUACAUCAUAUUACUUUAAUCUUUAAAAAAGUACCUAUAUAACAAGACUGAAAAGUAACCCAACUUUAGGCCAUGCUCUUUUUCCCAAAACACACAACCAAAAGAUUUAUCUAACAUAGAACUGCAUGGAUGCAAAGCUUUAUUUCUGUAUACAGAUGCUAUCUGUUCAUAAUGGAAACCAAAUUAUUCUGUUGCUCUUUUGUGUCUAGCAGUUGAGAGAAUGAUAUGACCAUCAUAUCGUUGGGUUCUGGGGUUGCCCUUUUCAAAAUCAAUUUCCUUGUAUUAUUGUUGUUGCUUCUUUAAUUAUUAGCAAAUGAACCAGUUUGUUAUCAUACCCCUAAAUUACAGUCAUUCAAAUUUUAAGAAAAGAUGUUCCUAAAUGUACUCCCUUUUUAAGGGAUAACUUUGUGUGUUUAUAUAACAAUCCAGUACAAUGUAGAAAAUGAAGCAUGUAUUUGGGACAGAAGAAUGUCAGUUUAAAACUACCUGUGGAUGAGAAAAUUAUUUGCCCUGUGCAACAAUUAUAAAUUUAAUAAUGACCAUGAUGUUUCACAGAUAUAAAAACUCUUCCCAUCAUAUUUUGCCUGCAAGAUGCAAUGGCUCAUUCCCUCAACUGCUAUUAUUAGGGUAGAUGGUUUGAUUUUUUUUUUCUCCCCAAGUUAUAGUGCUGUACUGCUUGUUUGUGUUUAGAAAUGUGCAUUAUGCAACUCAUUUUAGUAUGCUACUUCCGUGUUUUUGUUUUUGGUUCUUUUAAUAAAAUGUGUAAAUUUCAUGA
Messenger RNA from Nyctereutes procyonoides (raccoon dog), 9181 nucleotides. It is a transcript of the gene MBNL3, whose product is annotated as muscleblind like splicing regulator 3. NCBI's taxonomy places the organism in Eukaryota, Metazoa, Chordata, Mammalia, Carnivora, Canidae. The record is from RefSeq and is a predicted model, not a curated record. Gene Ontology annotation, molecular function: metal ion binding. Bases 856 to 1965 code for a protein of 369 amino acids. The transcript has 10 exons.